Puccinia triticina is the source of this 468-nucleotide messenger RNA. RefSeq lists its product as uncharacterized. Gene Ontology annotation, biological process: translation. NCBI's taxonomy places the organism in Eukaryota, Fungi, Basidiomycota, Pucciniomycetes, Pucciniales, Pucciniaceae. The record is from RefSeq and is a predicted model, not a curated record. The transcript is spliced from 5 exons. Bases 1 to 468 code for a protein of 155 amino acids. Gene Ontology annotation, molecular function: structural constituent of ribosome; RNA binding. Gene Ontology annotation, cellular component: ribosome; small ribosomal subunit; cytosol.
AUGUCUCUCGUCGUACCCGAAGCCCACCAGCAAUUCCAGCACAUUCUUCGUCUCCUCAACACCAACGUUGAUGGCCGAAUCAAAAUCAUGUUUGCCCUUACCCAAAUUCGUGGUGUCGGUCGACGAUUGGCAAACGUUGCCUGCAAGAAGGCUGAUGUCGAUUUGAACAAGCGUGCCGGAGAGUUGAACCCCGAUGAGCUUGAACGAAUUGUUACGAUCAUCCAAAACCCGGCCCAAUUCAAAAUCCCUGCCUGGUUCCUCAACAGACAACGGGACAUCGUUGACGGUAAAUCUUACCAAGUCCUUUCCAACGGAUUGGACAGCAAGCUCCGUGAAGACUUGGAGCGACUGAAAAAGAUCCGAGCUCACCGUGGGUUGAGACAUUACUGGGGUUUGAGGGUCAGAGGUCAACACACCAAAACCACUGGACGACGUGGAAAGACCGUCGGUGUAUCCAAGAAGAAGUGA